This is a messenger RNA of Knipowitschia caucasica, 444 nucleotides long. NCBI's taxonomy places the organism in Eukaryota, Metazoa, Chordata, Actinopteri, Gobiiformes, Gobiidae. The record is from the annotation of a GenBank genome assembly.
AUGCAAGCUGCAUCCUCCACAGAUUCACCACCACCUGCCAGCGCAGGAGCUGCUGAAGAAGUUGGAGAGCCUAAAAAGGGGAAUGACCCCACAGCGCUCUCUGUGCUGACCCAGGCCAUCACUGGACAAGUGGGGUUCAUGGACACAGAGUUCUGUACAACGUGUGGAGAAAAGGGAGCAGGGAAGAGGUGCUCUGUCUGUAGAACAGUGAUUUACUGUGACUCGACGUGUCAGAAGCUGCAUUGGUUCACUCAUAAGAAAGUGUGUAAAACGCUGCAGGAGCAGAGAGAGCAGCGCGAGGCAGAGGCAGCCAAACUCCGACGGCAGCAAGAACUCAGCCCGGCAGCACAGGAAGCCGUGGAGGCACUUUCUGUAAAAAGCAGCAGUGAAGGAAGAGAGCCAGCAGCUGUGAACUCUGUGGCCAUUGUGGCUGCAGACAACUAA